AUGACAUCCAUCCUCUCUGCUCUUCUCUUCCUCGGGCUGAGUCUGGACCAGAGGACCUGUGUGCAGGCAGGGACCCUCCCCAAACCCACCAUCUGGGCUGAGCCAGACCCUGUGAUAAACUCGGGGACCUCUGUGACCAUCUGGUGUCAGGGGACACUGAAGGCUCAGGAGUACCGGCUGUAUGCAGGUGGCAGGUACUUGAACAGACAGAAGUCCCUGGAGCCUGGAGAGAGGGUCAAGUUCCUCAUUACAGGAAAGUAUACAGAGAGAUAUACCUGUAACUACCUCAGCCCCACUGGCUGGUCAGAACACAGUGACUCCCUGGAGCUGGUGGUGACAGGAUCCUACAGCAAACCCAGCCUCUCAGCCCUGCCCAGCCCUGUCGUGACCUCAGGAGGGAAUGUGACCCUCCAGUGUGACUCAGUGGAUAAAUUUGACAGGUUCAUUCUGACUAAGGAAGGAGAUCACAGGCUCUCCUGGACCCUGGACGCACAGCGACAGCCCAGUGGGGGGUCCCAGGCCCUGUUCCCUGUGGGCCCUGUGACCCCCAGUCACAGAUGGACAUUCAGAUGCUAUGGCUAUUUUGAGAAGAAUCCCCAUGAGUGGUCUGACCCUAGUGACCCCCUGGAUCUAACGGUCUCAGGACCCUCUGAAGGCCCCAGCCCCCCACCCACAGGGCCCACCUCCACAGCUGGUGAGUCCCGGGGAGCUCUGCUCAGAGGGAGCACAGCCCACCCAGCAAGUCCUGAGAGUCUGUCAGGGGUUCGAGUGACCCAGAUCCUCAAGGACGGGCUUGUGUCCCAGGGGGGCGGGGAGUCCCAGGGUCUGAGGCAGUGA
Molecule: messenger RNA, 837 nt
Organism: Myotis lucifugus (little brown bat)
Lineage: Eukaryota; Metazoa; Chordata; Mammalia; Chiroptera; Vespertilionidae
Product: leukocyte immunoglobulin-like receptor subfamily A member 6
Exons: 5
Coding region: 1-837 (278 amino acids)
Biological process (GO): cytokine-mediated signaling pathway
Molecular function (GO): inhibitory MHC class I receptor activity
Source: RefSeq, a predicted model, not a curated record